UCUCCUAGGUGAUUGAGCUACCUGCCACACAGUCACACUAAUUUUUUAGACAAGAUGGACCAACUUUCUGAAGGGCCCCUCUACUGCGCGGAGCAGAUUAAGAUCCCGGCACAGCUACCGGACAUACUCAAGGAGUUCACUAAGGCAGCAAUAAGAACUCAGCCAGAUGAUGCGCUACAAUGGUCCGCUGCGUAUUUUGAAGCUCUACAGAAUGGAGAGAUGCCUCCAGUGAAGAGGAGGCUGGAGGUGGACCUGCCACCUCGUGAGGAGAGGGUGGGCGGACUCAGCGUGGGAGCUCUCUCCGUGCUGCAUAGUCAGCUGGGAGAGUGUGUGCGUGUUCCUCUGAGUCAGGUACAGGACAAGUGGAGGGCAGUGGGUUGUGAGCAGAGCAAGUUAGAUGAACUACUAGCCAUUGGGAACAUGUCUGGUGAGGUGGAGUGGCUGAAACUGCUAGCACUAGCCUGUACUGCACUGGAUAAUUCUAUCUCAGCGGCCCUAGCUUCGUUGUGUACAAUAUUGACCUCUGACCCCGAUGGUGGUCCAUCAAGGAUACCAGUCGACCUAUUCCACACUCUCUACUCGUAUCUGGCACAAAUAGACGGAGAAAUAUCCAAAGAAAAUAUCGCAUUAGUUAUGGAGUUUCUCAAUGCUGAAUCAGAGCGCUAUGAGGGGAAGGUUGGGCCGAGAGACUUCCAGCACGCGAGUUGCCCUCGACUGGACUCCACUAGACACCGAUAAUGAACAUCUCUCAACACUGCAAACAAUAUUUUAAAUAUUACACGUUAGAAUAUAAUUAUAUCGAUGCAUACAAGUGGUUAAUAUUCAUUGUAAAUCUUUAUUAUACGAAUCUUUAUAACAACUGCAGCCAUUAUGACAA
Messenger RNA from Halichondria panicea, 877 nucleotides. RefSeq names its product ropporin-1-like protein. The transcript has 6 exons. The record is from RefSeq and is a predicted model, not a curated record. Bases 55 to 738 code for a protein of 227 amino acids. NCBI's taxonomy places the organism in Eukaryota, Metazoa, Porifera, Demospongiae, Suberitida, Halichondriidae.